This is a messenger RNA of Linum trigynum, 3572 nucleotides long. Lineage: Eukaryota; Viridiplantae; Streptophyta; Magnoliopsida; Malpighiales; Linaceae. The record is from the annotation of a GenBank genome assembly.
UACUCUGUUGAUUGAGACAUUGAGUGCUACUUCCUUUGUUACACUAAAAAAGCCAUUUCAAGUGCUGCUCAAUGUGUAACAUACGAAAACUUUGAUGACCAAAUAAAUAUUUACACUCGUCAUUUCCCCUAUUUAAGCAAAGUAAGUGAGCUUACCGCCAUCCCAUAUCUCCGUACACUUCCCUCUGCUCUUUCUCUCUAUAUCUCACCCGCUCUGUCUGCAAAUCCGCAUGGAAGCCCUAAUUCCUCAAAUAACAAGAAGGAAAAAACGGAAAAUCCCUUUCUCCCACCCUUCCCUAGCAGCAGUUGUCAGCAGCAGCAGAAACAAUGGCGGCAUCAAUUCUGGAAGCAGUGAAGCAGAUGCCAUCAACAUCGACUCUGCUCACAGCCUACGCUUCCUUCUCCACAACAUCAAUGCUCUUCCGCAACGUCUACCGCGAGAUCGUCCCUGAGCGCCUCGAAUCCUACCUCGUCGACAAGUUCAAUUCCUUCUUCUACUCCCCCAAGCCCUCGCCGGAGCGCGACACCUUCAUAAUCGACGAUGACUGGGACGACCUCGACCGAAACGACCUCCUGUUCGCCGCCAGGGCCUACCUCUCCACCAAAAUCGGGCCCAAGAACAAGCGGAUCCGCGUCGGCAAAUUCCCCCACCAGAAGAAGGUCUCCAUCGCCCUCGCCGAGGGCGAAACCGUGCUCGACGAAUUCGACGGGAUCGAGAUCACCUGGAAGCUGGCCCCCGACGAGGAGGAAGGGGAAGACGACAACAACAACAACAACAACUGCGACGGGAUGAAUUACUUCGAGAUCCACUUCGAGAAGCGGCACAGGGAGAAGGUUCUGGAAGGCUAUUUGGGCCACAUCCUGGAUCUCUACGAGAAACUCUCCCACAAGGAGAAGUCUCUGAAGCUCUACACGAGGCCCAAUACCUCCUGGCGGGCCAUGGACCUGAGGCACCCCACCACUUUCGACACGGUGGCCAUGGAUCUGGAGAUGAAGCAGAGGAUCAUGGACGAUCUCGACCGGUUCGUCGCGAGGAAGGAGUUCUACAAGAGGGUCGGAAAGGCGUGGAAGAGAGGCUAUCUGCUCUACGGCCCGCCUGGCACGGGCAAGUCCAGCUUGGUCGCUGCCAUGGCCAAUUACUUGAACUUCGACAUCUAUGUUCUGGAGCUCUGUGAAAUCUCUGGCGAUUACGAUCUCAGGAUGGCCCUGAUGGGCAUCGAUAACAAGUCGAUUACCGUAGUGGAAGACAUCGAUUGUAAUUCGGAAGUCCGUAGCCGCUCCAAGGACAAGGACGACUCCAGCGACGAUGAUGAUGACGAUCGCCACAGCAACCGUCGCAGUCCAAGGUUCACGUUGUCGACGCUGCUGAACUGCAUCGACGGGCUGUGGUCGAGCCGGGCGGAGGAGAGGAUAGUGGUGUUCACGACGAACCACAAGGAGGUUCUGGAUCCGGCGUUGCUGCGGCCGGGGAGGAUGGACAUGCAGAUCCACCUGUCGUUCUGCAAGCCCCAGGCGUUCAGGACGCUGGCGAGCAAUUACCUUGGCGUGAAGGGGGAGCAUCCCUUGUUCCCGGAGAUCGACGAGCUGCUGGAGGGUCUGGAGGUCACGCCGGCGGCAGUGGCAGAGGAGUUGAUGCGGGAUGAAGAUGGUGACGUUGUUCUGAAGCAGGUGGUUGAGUUUCUGAGGGCCAAGAAGGCGGAGAUAGAGACGAGAAAAGAGGAUAAUAAAAGCGAUGGUGGCGAUGGUGAUGGUAGUGCUAGUAGUGAUGUCUCUAAUUGAUUGAUUUACAGGCCGCCAUAGUAGCUUACAGCUUUGUUUGCCAAUUCAAUCGUUAUUUUGUUUUUAUUUCUUCAGAGGAUCUAGAUGCUAUAGUAAUGUCACGUGUUGGGAAUAAAAACUUUGAGCCAAUAAAAGGGUCUCGUUCUCGUGUGGUAGCUUCAACCUCUGCUUCCAUCGGGUUUUCUCAGGCAGUAGAUCUUGCUUCCAUCUGGUGUUUCCUUUCACUGCCGACCAGAAGAUACAGCUCUGGCAGAUGUAGGGAUGGGCAAUUCGUGUAUUGGGUGGAUUUAGGGCAAAAUUCACCCAUCCAUUCUAAGGCCAAGUCCAAUGCAAAACCCCAAAUUUGGGGGCUUUGAACCCCAAAUUUAGGGAUUAAAUCCCAUUUUCCCUUCUUUUGCUCCAAUGCAACAAACUCCAUAUUUGGGAUUCUUAAUAUUUCCAGCUUUUCCAUUUAUUUAAAAAUGUACUUAUCGAAACUUUAAUAUAAUUUGUUCAUGUUAGUUUUUGUAUAGUUCAUCAUCAUUUUUAAAUACAAAUUUUUCGAGAGAAUUUUGUUAAAUUUCGAGACCGAAUUUUUUUUGGCGAAAAAUUAUAAACCUAAUUUGAGUUUACACACAACACUUGAAAAUGAUAAAGCUUAACGAGUUGACAUAAUAAUUCAAAUGGUACAAUUCAUAGGUUACACACAACACUUGCUAAUCAUAAAGCUUAAAUAUUACACACAACACUUGAAAAUGAUAAAAUUUAAAAAUAAUACACAACACUUGAAAUGAUAAAAAGGAAACACAUAACAUGUCAAUAAUCACCCAGAAGGGAAUAGUAAUUCCCGUAAUCUCCUCCACCUUCAUCUCCUCCUCAAUUUCCAUCUCCACCUCCGGUUUGACUUGCGUUGGAUGAAUAGUCGGGAACAGAGUUGGGAUCAUCUUGAUCAUACCCUAGGAGCAUGUUUUGAUGAUUUUUGUAAAAUGAAUUUUAAAUUAAAUGAUAGACAUAAAUUUUAAGUAAGAUGAUAAACAUAAAUUUUAAAUAAAAUGAAUUCAAUUUAAGUCAUCUUAGAAAAAAGCCUAAAUACACAAAUAUUAAACACAAAUUAAAUACAAUUUAAAAAGCCUAAAUACAAACAUUAUUUUCCCUUCCCCUAAUUAAUUACAUUCAAUUCCCUUAAUCAAUUUUAUUAAAUAACUCAACAACAAUUAAAAAAAAAAGUUGUUGGCCGCACAACCGCCCAGCCCCGACAGUUGUGCCGCGUAGCAGACAACUCAUCCUCCAUAAUUGCCGAAAUCGGCAAACCCUCCCCCAUAUAUAGCGAUCCAAUUGCCGAUCGCCUUCAUAAUUGCCGAUUUUUGGCAUUUAUUUCUCUGCGUUGGAACUCCAAGAUCGGCAUUAAUGCCGACAACCCCAUAAAUGCAGGCUCCAUUGGACUCAGCCUAAUUAGGGCUGGAAGUUUGGUAUCGGUAUUUGGUAUAUACCGAAUAUCGUACCGAAUUUGUCUAUAUUUGGUAUUACCGUAUACACGGAUUAUUUCGUGGGAUUUGGAUUGGGAUUGCGAUUGAGUUUCAAUUGUUAUUCAGUAUUAGGGAUUACGGAAUUGGGAUCGGUAUAUACCAAAAUACCGAUCAAUACCGAAAUAUAAGCUAGUGUGUAUUUUAUCUUCUCAACUAGACUUCACUCAUUCACUACUACACGACCUUCAACCACCAAGAGUGUCAUUUAAUUAUACAUAGAUUGGGAUACCGAGGUACCGAUUGGAAUACCAAAAUAUUUAGGGAUUGAGAUUAAAUUACUCUUUUGAAG